Molecule: messenger RNA, 5465 nt
Organism: Anolis sagrei ordinatus
Lineage: Eukaryota; Metazoa; Chordata; Lepidosauria; Squamata; Anolidae
Gene: ZNF704
Product: zinc finger protein 704
Biological process (GO): regulation of transcription by RNA polymerase II
Cellular component (GO): nucleus
Molecular function (GO): DNA-binding transcription factor activity; RNA polymerase II cis-regulatory region sequence-specific DNA binding
Source: RefSeq, a predicted model, not a curated record
AAACUGCCUUCGUUCCCUAGUGUAGACGCGAAGAGGAGGAGGAGGAGGCGGAGCGGGACGAGCUCCAGUCCGGGUUUUGAGCUGGAGAAGAGAGAGAGCGAGAGAGGCAGAGAGAGAGAGAGAGCCGCAAGGAGGAAAGGAAACAGCAGCAGCUCGCCGGAGCCCCUGCCUGCCUGGGUCCGCCCGCCAACAGCUGGGAAGGAAGGAAGGCAGGCAGGAGAGGAGAGAAGGCAGGCGGCUCUCCCGAUGGCUGGGGCAUCCUCCGGGCGCCCGGCCUCGGCCCGGCUGUGAGCCCCCGCCCGGCCGUCCUCCGCCCGCCCAGCCCAGCCUUCCCCGCCCAGCCCAGCCUCUCCCGGGGCCCCGGCCAUGCAAGCGCGGCGCCUGGCCAAGCGCUCCAGCCUCGGGAGCCGGCGCUUGACCAUCUCCACCUCCUCCACUUCCUCCUCCGCGGCGGCAUCCUCCUCCUCGUCGUCCCCGAAGCCGGAGCCUUGCUGCUGGAGGCCGACGCGGAGGGAAGGCGCCUCUGCGGCCGCCCUCGAGGAGGAAGAGGAGGAGGAGGACGCGGCGGCGGCGGCGGCGGUGGUGGACGCCGAGGAGGAGGACGAGGAGGAGGCCGCCGAGGGAGCCCACGCCGCCGGGCACAAGGGCAACCUCAAGGCAACCAGCAUAAAGCGUGAAAUGACCUUCCCAGCAUUUCAGCAAGAAGACCUGAAAAGUGAUCUGAAUCAAAAACUAUCAGACCAACAUUUUUUUCUUCUGGCUAUGAAAGAAGAGGAUUUGAAAACAGCAGACACCAAAAAACCCAGCAGAGUCCAUGAGCAUGAAAAAGAAAGCACUCGUUCCAUCUGUCUUCUUGAACAGAAGCGCAAAGUUGUAUCUUCAAACAUUGAUGUGCCUCCUGCAAGAAAAACGUCAGAAGAACUGGAUAUGGAUAAAGUCACGGCAGCUAUGGUACUAACCAGCUUAUCCACCAGCCCUUUGGUUCGCAGCCCUCCUGUCCGACCCAAUGAAUCCCUAAAUGGAUCUUGGAAAGAAGGAGGAUUUGUGCCUUCUAGUACCAGCAGCAGUGGGUAUUGGAGCUGGAGCGCUCCAAGCGACCAAUCAAAUCCAUCCACUCCGUCGCCACCUCUUUCAGCUGACAGCUUCAAACCAUUUCGGUUGCUCUCUCAAACAGAUGAUAGUAUUGAUGAGGCUGAAACUAGCAGCCUGCUUUUUGAUGAGCCCAUUCCUAGAAAAAGGAAGAACUCCAUGAAAGUCAUGUUCAAAUGCCUUUGGAAAAACUGUGGAAAGGUACUGAGUACAGCUGUUGGUAUACAAAAACAUAUCCGGACCAUUCACCUUGGACGUGUGGGGGAAUCUGACUACAGUGAUGGAGAGGAAGAUUUUUACUACACAGAAAUCCGUCUCAACACUGAUUCUGUAGCUGAUGGAUUAAGUAGCUUAUCUCCAGUCUCUCCAUCUCUAGCAUCUCCUCUUUCUUUCCCUUCCCAAGAUGUGAACAAAAAUGAGAUAUCAUGUGCCAAAACAGAUGCUAAAGGAAUAACACCUCUAAGCUGCUCUGCUCCUACCAACCUCUACCUCGUUCACUCUGACCACGCUUAUCAGGCCACAGCUCCUGUGAACAUCCCAGGGUCAACUAAGUUCACACCCAAUGGAAAUAGCUUUAGCAUCUCCUGGCAGUCACCCCCUGUUACCUUCACUGGCAUCCCAGUUUCGCCAACUCACACACGUCCUGCAGGAAGCGGAGAGCAAAAGCAACAGAUUCAGACAGUUCUGUCAUCACCCCCAAGAGCAUCUGUUGGCCUCAGAAAACCUAGAGGAGAGGGAAAGAAAUGUCGCAAGGUGUAUGGGAUGGAGAACAGAGAUAUGUGGUGUACAGCUUGCCGCUGGAAGAAGGCAUGCCAGAGGUUCAUUGACUGAAGCACAGAUACAAUAUGAAAUGGCGUAUGGCAUUAUUUUCUUGCUGCAGCUGCGCUGGGUGAUGUUUCCUUUAUCCUUGAGUGCUUGUUCCUACAGAAGGCUUGCACUUUAAAGCAAAUGGGCUGUAAACAAGGAGAAGGACUUCUCAGAAAGCUACAUGCAGCAAUAUAGGAAAAACUAGCAACACGACAAGCUUUUCAAAGUCUGAAUCAGGAGCAGCUAUAUGUACUUUUCUUUAAAAGAAGGGGGAAACCCCCUUUUUAAUACUAUAGGACAACUUGCCUGCCAGGACCACAUGUUUUUUCACACUGCGUCGUCGUCUGUGUUGUGAACUUUGGAAUCAGAAUAAGCAAAAAUCCUUUUUCUGAAAUUAUUUUUUUUAACGCGUAUCUUGAAAAGUGGGUUUCUAUGCGAUACUUUACAAAUACAUAAGCUACAAUUUUCUCAAGAGCAGUUCUCAUAAAAAUGGUAAAUAAUUCAGAUUGUGAGCAGUCUUGAUGCAGGGUCUGAGACAUAGGAUGGGGAUAUGAGGAGAUUGCUCUGCUGGAAGAACAAGCAGCAUUGGAAGGGGAUUUAAGGAGUGGUCUCAGGCUUAAAUCUCAAGCCAAAAUCCCAUUUUUGCUUCUACCCUAAAAAAGGAACAUGAGGGGAAAUCACCAGCAAACCUAUCCAGAAAGUAACACACGAUGUGGGAAACAAUCCUGAGUUUAAAUGAAGUUGGACUUACGUAAGCUUAGGAACAUUACUGGAAUUUAAAGAUAUCGUCUUAGAAGCUAUUUGUACAUGUCACAGUGCUAAACAAUGAACAAGGACAACUGCAUGGACUCUGUAAGCCUUUAUUCAGGGAUGUGAUCCAACUCAGCAGCUUCCUUCUCAGCUUUGUGUGUUGUUAUCGGAUGAACAGUUCACUUUAAAAACAAAGCAUUGUUUCUGGGAGGUGUGAUGGUAGGGAUGACUACACAGAGAAAGAAGCUCCCCGCUCCAGCUUCCCAACAAGUAAGAUACAAGUGCAGCAAGGUGGAUGUAUCUAUCUAUGACAAAAGCCCAUUGAUUGCUAAGGAAAAUAAUGGCCUUCAGACUGGCUUGCACUUUGAUAGGUUUCUGUGAUUUAGUGUAAUUUAGUAUUGGAUGGGGUUGGGGGAGGAGAAGGCGCAGAUUAUUUCAGAGUGAUUUAAGUAUUUAAGUGGAAAUUUAAGUGGAAAUUUUCGAUACAGGUGUACUGGAAAGAAUAUUUGCAUAGGCCAUGUUAAAAUGAUGGGAUUAGCACAGGUGUAUUACAGUAUAUUAUUAUCAGUGCAGCUUGUGCUCAAGGAAGUCCUGGUGGAUCCUGUGCUAUCAACUCCAGUGGGAUAAAAGUGGUAUCCCAAGUUGGGAAAACAAGAGCAAGAAGGGGAGUAUAUGCAGAUGCUUAGUCUAAGUGUACAGAGAGAAGUCAUAGUCCAGAUUUAUUUUUUGACCUAAAAGGACAAGUGAUGAACAAUCUUUCUUACUAGACAAUGGGCAAGAAGAGAUGGGGGAAAGCACAAAUUUUGAUUGGAAUGCAGAAUCUGUAGUGGGGGCUGAUCCAUAUGUGAAUAGUAGUUCCAAGCUACUAAAAUAGCUUUAACAAUAAAAUGCUUCUUUCGUAGCAUUUCUGCAUAGGAUUGUUUUUCAGAAUAGGUGAGUUUGAAACCCCAUACAUUGCUUUGGUACGGUUCUCUUUGAUCUAGUCACACCUAACAAAUACAUAUCUUGUUUUCUCUUUCAAACGUACGAAGAAAACAAAUCCAAGAGUUUAAAUAAUUUGUCUCCCUGGAGACUGGGCAGCAAAAUCACAAAAGGCAUGUGCUUAAUACAUGCUUCUUAUGACUUGGUCACUAUUUAGCCUAACUGCUGCAAUUAAGAAAGAGUAGGAUUCAUAAAAAGACAAAGAUUUAUAUUGUACUGAACUGGAAGUUUUACAUGACUAAAAAGUGAAUUCCUGAUUCAAGAAAUGUGUAACUCAAGGAGCACUCAUACCUUGUGUUCCAGCUCUAAUGUAUUGGGUUGCAGUUUUGUUUCUCUGUUGCCAUAUCUUUCUGGAUAUUGACAGUAAUCUAUUAGGAAUUGACAGAGUAGGUGUCACACAUACCACAACUUCUAUGUUCAGUUACUGAAAAAGAAAUAUGAACAUUAAUCCUGUCUUAAUGCUCACAAUACUUACGGGGGAAAGGUUAAAAUAACUUUGAUGAUUUCAGAAUGACUACAUGGACCAGUGGUGUUACUAUAAAGCAAAUUUAAUACAUUCAAAAUAACAAACUUUUUUCUUGUAUUCAGGCCUGGCAAACUUCAGAAAGUCCAUAAAGAUUGCUUUGAAAUGCUUCAAAAAUAAUGUUUAUUGGAAGGAAGAAAGUACCUAGGAAGUGCUGAGUGUUUUUGCAAAGUACAAUAGUAAUAUCGUCCACCUACAGGAAAUUAUUUCUCAAUAGUCCUGUUGUGUUCAAGAUUAUUUUUUGUGCUAUCUCAGACACUGUUAAAUUCACUAUUCCUAUUCUAUUUCUGUGGUAUUUUAACCUUAUUUUCCCAGGAUGUGAUCAAAUGCAUUUGAUUACAACAGCUUUUGAAAAUGACAUAGGAUGCUAGGACAUACUAGGUAGUUGCACCCACUAUAAAUUGCAGUAGCUAUACAAACCUUGUCUGUCUGUGAUCUGUUUACUGUGACAUUCAGUCCCAUUAUUCUAGGUUGUUUCCCUUCUGAUAAGCUGGGUCAUAAGCAGAAUUACUCCUAUUAUUCAAAUAAACUGAGGACAACAUAGAAUCUGGAAAUAUUAGCACAGAUGAGAAAAUUUCAAUAUAUUAAGAGAGCAUUUCUUGAAAACACACUGAGCCAGAAAUUUGCAACUGGCUUGUAUAUUUGGUUGGGUGUAUUUAGUAGGACUGCAAAUUUAUUUUGAAGACUUAUAAUUGUUUGUAGAUACAUUCUUCCUGAAACUUUUGUUUUGAUGUUGGUGUUUUGAAUACAGAACUCAAAGUUGAAAACUGUCCUUGACAAAUUUUGAUCACUGGACUUCAGAGUUGAAAGUCAGUGUUUAAUAUUUGAUCAUGUAUUGUAUCAUACAUUUUUCAAUUAAAUCUUGCACUCAUGAGGGCUAGAAACAUUUUUAAAAAGCAAAACAUAAUCCCAGAACAGUGCCUGCCUGCCAAAUAUUGCCCGUCUCGUCUUUGUGUGAUGUUGUUCGUAAAAAAUAAUGGGCAGCAUCUACUUUGUUUCUCUGCCAGGUUUUUCCAGUGUAUUUUCUACUGCGUGAGUGUUCAUGUUGCGACACUAAGACACCUUUACAGCUCUUGUUGAACUUCUGUUGACUGUUGUUAGUUAAAGACUCAGCUGUCCUAAAGCAGGAUUUAAUUGCUUACCCAUAGACCGAAAUGGUUUUCCAGCGGUUCUGUGGGAUCUGUGAUAUGAAAAGAACACAGCAAUGGGACGGCUGGAGAUUGCUUUAUUGUACAUAGUAACUGCUCGUUCUAAAACUGCUUACAACCUAAUUGUCUUUUUUAUUACUAAAAAUAAAUAACUGUUGUAGAAUUUU